This is a messenger RNA of Pomacea canaliculata, 4461 nucleotides long. Its product is annotated as protein tyrosine phosphatase domain-containing protein 1-like. Bases 336 to 2564 code for a protein of 742 amino acids. Gene Ontology annotation, biological process: cilium assembly; protein dephosphorylation. The transcript has 14 exons. Gene Ontology annotation, molecular function: protein tyrosine/serine/threonine phosphatase activity. The record is from RefSeq and is a predicted model, not a curated record. Lineage: Eukaryota; Metazoa; Mollusca; Gastropoda; Architaenioglossa; Ampullariidae.
CCGUGUUUACUAGCAACAGCUUAUUGUAAAAAGAAAGAAAAUUUCGAAAGCGACAGCAGCAGCAGAAGCAAUAAGCUCGGUUUAUUCUGUGACUAUUUGUUAAAGCGGGAAGUAAAAUUCCAUGCUAUUUGAACAGUUUAGCUUCACAGGAACAUCGUACUUUCUUGAAUCUAUCUGACAACCAAGAUGGCUUUGCCAUGCGUACAGAAUUCAGGAAUGACGCUUAAAAACGAUUUACAUCAAUUGCUGCAGCUGUUUAUACAGCAGUAUUUUGCUGUAAGCUUGAUUAAAACUGAUUGAAAAGUAAUCAGUAGCAUUAGGUGAGAUUUCCCAGAAUGCAGCCUGAUCCAGAUGAACACUCACAUCCUGGGAAAGAGGAUCUUCAGUGGGGUCCAGGAGUUCAAAGAGAGAAAGUUGAAGGGAGCACUCCUUCACCAGCAUAUACUAAAAUAGCAGAAACAGCAAGACGCUGGAUUAAUCCUGAAACUCAAUGUGCCAUGUUCUGUGGGGGGCAAAAUUGCAAAUACUGCACUAGGAACCAUUGGCAGGCUUCUCAAAUGGCAAUUGAGGGCCUUUAUUCUUCAUGGGUAACAGAAAACAUAUUAGCAAUGGCAAGGCCUUCAAACUAUGGUUUUGAUAACUAUGGGUUCCUGGAGCAGUUUGAAAAAAAUGGCAUAAAAACGGUCAUCAACUUGCAAGAACCAGGAGAGCAUGCAAGCUGUGGCUAUGGCAAUGAUGCAAGUGGCUUUUCCUAUAACCCUCAGCGCCUUAUGGAAAGAGAUAUUUAUUUCUACAAUUUUGCUUGGCAUGAUUAUGGAGUGGCACCCAUGUCUACUAUGCUUGACAUUGUCAAGGUCAUGCAGUUUGCUCUCUCUGUUGGCAAAGUAGCUGUCCAUUGUCAUGCUGGGCUAGGUCGUACAGGACUUCUGAUUGCUUGCUACUUAGUAUUCAAUAACAGGAUCAAGGGUGGGGAUGCUGUACAUUAUGUGCGAUCAAGAAGACCUUGUUCCAUACAGACUUCCCAACAGGUGGAAGCUGUGCUUGAUUUUGAAAAACAUCUUCUGCCUUUCAGGAUCAUUUUCCCUUCAAAGAUUGAAGGUGGCCAAGAAGUGACAUUUAGGUGCUUUCUUAAUCGACAGAGUCAUACGCUACAUGGAUAUGAAGCCCGAAAAUUGAAACACAUACCAAAAGUACUGUACAUAUGCUGUGAGCGGCAAUUAGAGCUGGCUGGGUGCGGCAGCACAUUGCAAAAGGUCCAGAAUAGCCCCAAAAAUAUCAAGCAACCAUUCACGUCAAAAACAAGUACCAUCCAUGAAGCAGCAUCCUAUCAUAGGAUUGCUUUGAAAUCUCCAGACAAUAUUCAUGGUGUUGUACAUAUUGACCCUACACGCAGACUCAGCCUAAGCUUUGAGGACCUGACCAACAAGAAAUUUAAGAAAGUUCUUGCUACAGAUGGUUACAACAGCGACAACAGCUCACAGGAUUCUGAGGUUGAUGUAACUUCCAAGAACGAAAUCUGCUGUUCUGAAGCUUGCAGCUCAAUAAAUAGUCAAUCUGCUGAAAACUUGUCUUCAGAACAGAUGCAAGACAAACGGGAAAACAAAGUUUAUGACAGCCAUCUUGCCGUUCCAGCACAAGGCAAAAAGAAAGUUGCACUCCAUAGCAGCUUUUCUAAUUCUAGUUAUGAAAUUUCCAAUGAAAACUUUCCUUCCAUGAAAAUGCAAGACACAGCAGAGUAUUACCUCAGUGACAGCGUUUCUUCUGAACAGAUGCAAGAUAAAACACAUGACAACGCCCAACAAUCAGGCUGUCCACCAGGAACUGGUCGAGUUCAGGUGACAACUGUAAAUGAAGGAAAAGGCAAAAUGCCGACCCUUAAAGGUCUACUAAACAUAUUUCAAAGCAAAGAUGAUAAUAGACAGGCAAAGGUAACAAAAAAUGAUCCUGAAGGCACAACUUCAACUGGGAGGGUUUCAGAAAGUCGGGCACAGGAGGUUUCUUUAGAUGUGAAAGGUUUUUCAGUCCUCAACACUACUCUUGUCUGUGAAUCAUUGGCAAAAACGGAGUAUACAUCUUAUGUCAGAGACAGAGCAGAGUAUAUAGAGACCCAGCUAAAUUUAACAGAUGAGGCUUGGAGCAUGCUAGCUCUUGAAGACAACCCUGAUGUACUGAGCGCUGUGCUGUGGGACUGGCUAGACCAGUUGAAGGAGCCACUGUUGUCAAGGCAGGAUUUGAACAUCUUGUUUGAGAAACAGGGGACUCCUGUUAAUGUGUUACAUCAUUUGGAAAGGAGCACCAAGCACUUCUUAGAAUACCUGGCUUCUUUUAUCUUCAAAAUUUUCCCUCAAGAAAAAGAGCUGGAGAUAACCAUUCUUGAGAGGUUUUUGUCUUUUUUGACUCACCAGUUUGUCUUGACUCAGCUGAAGUCAUUCACCCACAAUCGAGAUCUUUAUGAACACUGGAGUGACAUGCAAAGUCAUGAGAGCUCACGCCUGCUUUAUUUUUUUUUUGAGCUCAUAAAUGAAGUUUCAUUCUGUAAAAAAAUCAAAGUAGAACAAAGGUGACAACCAGGGAUUGGUAUGAUAGUACUAACAGCUCUAAUAAAAGUACUCCAAGGCAUUUUCUUUGCAGUAAUAUUUCAUGUCACUUUUAAUCCAAGGUUUUCCGUAGCUGCUGGAUGUUUGCUGUGAUUGGAUUGAGAGGACAAUGUCAUUGUAGGCUGCAAGGUUUAGUGGAGCAUAGCCUCAAGUUUUUUUUUUUUUAUUAAUGCAUCAGGUCACACGUGGAUUAAAAAAAUCUACCCCCCAUUGAUGAAAAAUUACUGGUUAAAUAUUUUUCUACUCAUGUAUUUUUGGAGACCAUUUUGGGAUCAACAAAUAGAGCUAAAUGCACAAAUGCACAUGGUUUUUAUGUCACCUGCAGGCUGCACCUUCCAAACCAUUGUACAAAAUGUUAUUUCGAAUUAAAAGGAUUUUUAUUUGUGGUGAAAGAUGUGUUUUCUCCUGCAAAUGCAAGUGCUCUUUUCAGGCAUUGAGAAUUGCAGAAUAUAGACAAGUAAUGAAGUUACAGUUUGUGAAUGUGGUAUUUGUUGCUGUAAAAGAAGAGAUGAACAUGACUGGAAAGGCUGUUUUCAGAACUCUAGCUUUUAUAAUAAAAUAUUGACUGAUGUCAAAACAUUAGCUCACACCCUUUAAAACACUCUUUAGAGAAAAAUUGAAUAAUUGCUUGUGAAAGACUAGAUGAAAUUUCAUACGAUUCAAAAUGCAGAAAAUAUCUGCUACUGAGUUUAGACCAUGAGCUGCAUAGCUGCAUCUCUAAAACAGUUUUGUGAUUUUUGUGUGUGAUAGGCAAGACAAUAAGUGAGCACAUUCUUUAACAUUCUAUAGCAAUCUGUACAAGCUGUUUCUUUUCGUUUCACCUGAAGUACAUAUCUCAUGAGAACUGGAGAGCAAUAAAAAUGAUUCAGGCAAUCUGUCUAACAAGAUGAAAACAUAUGUUUCUUGCAUUCUUUCCAGAUGGAAUUCAUAUUUCAGCAAGCCACUUUCAGCAUUCUGCAUCCCAAAUCCAUAUUUCACAUAAAAAUGCAAGACUAACACUAACAACGAAGAAAAAGGAAAAAAAAUCUCUAGGGCCUUUUCAUAAUAUUUGUAAUAUAUUGACAGAUGUAUGGGCCUGUUCUAAUUUUUUUCCACAAGUUUGGCACAGAGAAACUAAUUCCUUGACAAUGCAUUCCAAAGAAUUCCAAUCUCAUGUCUUCUUUUUUUUUGCUAGUGGUCGACACCAUAAAAGUGGAAAUCACCGUUUUGUCUGUUCUCAGUUAUUGUAUUUUUAAAAAAGAUUUCUAAAAGCAACAGAUUCCAUAGUGACUGGUGUGUGAGAUGUUGAUAACGCAUCGGCACCUUGCCAAAUGCAUGGUUUUCAGUUGAAGUAUCUGGCCCUCCUUGUGAAGCAUGGUCGCUUUCAAACUAUAUUAUUCUAUAAAUAAUAAUAACUGAAUUUGCAGAGCAUUUUUCCAUGUAAAGGUGAGCUCAAUGAGUUGAACACGAAAAAUUACAAACAAACCAACAACAUAAAAGAAACACAAGUGUUGGCAUAGAAUGGCAAGGUAAAGAUGAAUGAAGUACAUGGAUAAAGAUGAACUGACGAGUACGCUAGAUUUGACAGAUAAUAUUCUAACAUUAGCAAUUCUUGAACUGGCUCAGGAACAUGCACCAAAAUCUAUUUAAUAUUUGGUUCCAGCUUGCAGAGCUCAUAGACAAUCAUGCACUUGUGCCAAAGAACAAUAAUGAAAUAAUGGAAAAGAUAAUAAAUGUUAGCAAGAACUGAAUUCUGAAAGUAUCUAAACAGAAGUUAUGAAGUAAGUAUAUGAUUGCAUGGAUUUUUUAGAGAACCUUGGAUUUUAGGUACUAACUCAACUAAUUUUGAGUGAUAUGCAACAUUCAAUAAAACAGUUGAAAUAAU